Penicillium verhagenii is the source of this 1110-nucleotide messenger RNA. RefSeq lists its product as uncharacterized. Gene Ontology annotation, biological process: regulation of transcription by RNA polymerase II. The transcript has a single exon. Lineage: Eukaryota; Fungi; Ascomycota; Eurotiomycetes; Eurotiales; Aspergillaceae. Gene Ontology annotation, molecular function: DNA-binding transcription activator activity, RNA polymerase II-specific. The record is from RefSeq and is a predicted model, not a curated record. The coding region runs from base 1 to 1110 and encodes 369 amino acids.
AUGGUGGCCAGCCACGCCUGUCGACCUCGCAUGGCACGACUGGACACAAAAAAUCGGGACUUAGCAGCAUCAGCCGGCUCGUCGCCCACCUCGCCGACUAUGACCACCACGAUGUCUCAUCCGGCUCAGACGACAUCAACAAAGGUCUCUCAAAACACUCUGCCGUCAGAUAUGGAGGAGGCAUCAGCAGGUUUGCAGGAUUUCGAGCUAAUGAUGCACUGGUGUACAACAACCUACCGUUCAAUGGCUCGAGAUCGUGCCACAGAAACCCUCUGGCAGACGACUAUCCCACGCUUGUCGCUACAGGUGCCUUCACUUCGACAUGGAAUAUUAGCAUUAUCCGCACUGCAAGUUUCCGGGGAAUGCACGGCCGCAGAACGCCGAUGGCGAUAUCUUCUUGCCGCACGUGAGCAUCAGAGUCAGGCUUUGAUGAGUAUCCAGCUCGACACAACACGACAGCUUACGGACGCAGAAUGUGAUGCCCAUUACGCCCUAUGCAGUAUCAUGACCGUUUUCUCCUUUGCAUACUGUCUGACCGACGAUGGCCUUGAAGAAGAUGACGAGCAGCCUGAUAUACUGGACGAGUUCCUGGAGGUAUUCCAACUCACUCGGUGGCUUCGAAGUGCUAUGAUAUUGUGUGUGGAUCGCGUGAGUGAUGGGCAGCUUCAUUCGUUGGUUCAGUCUCAGUCAAGCCGGCCGCGAAUGCCGAAUAUAUCUCAGUUGGUAAUCCAAGCUUUGCAACGACAUAAUGAGACCGAAGCUUUGCGAGACCCAACCCAUGAGAAAGAAGUUUAUGCACAAACGAUUGACCACCUUGGUCUCUCCCUCGACCAACUGACGAGCGGGAGUGAGCCCAAAGACUUUGCUUUUUGCUGGACUUUUUAUAUACCCGUUCACUUUUCGGAGCUGGUACGCGAGCGGAGGGAAUUCGCGCUAGUGAUCCUUGCCCACUUCACCGUCAUACUGCAUCAUCUGCGGGGGACAUGGUGGAUGGGAGACUGGGGUACCAGGAUUCUGAAGGAGGUCGUGAAUGAACUUGGAUCCGAAUGGCAUGAUCUACUAAGCUGGCCAGUAGAUGCCAUGGGGUGGUUCUUGCCACAUGAGACGUAA